AUGACCACUUCGGCCACCCCGCCCCACCUCGCUGCGCCGCCUCACACUGCACCACAACUCGCCUCGGACAGUGAAGAGCUCAGCGAGGACGACCUAAGUGCACCGCAAUCAACCCCUCAUCAUCUGUUCAAUGUGAAUAACAGCAAUAACAAUGAAGAGAAGAAGGAGCAGGAGCAGAGGGAAAAGGAGGAGAAGGAAAAGGAAGAAAAGGAAAAGAAGGAAAAGGAAGAGAAGGAGAAGAAGGAGAAGGAAGAAAAGGAGAAGAAGGAAAAGGAGGAGAAAGAAAAAAAUAAGCCCAAAGAGCUAUUUGUCAUUAAUCCUGCUGGAAGUUUGUAUUACAACUGGCUGUUCAUCAUCACAAUACCAGUCAUGUACAACUGGACCAUGAUCAUUGCCAGGGCUUGCUUUGAGGAACUGCAGCACAACUUCCUCAUUUACUGGGUUAUUCUGGACUACAGCUCAGACCUUAUCUACCUGGCCGAUAUGUUCUUCAGGACCAGAACAGGUUACCUUGAACAAGGCCUGUUGGUGAAAGACGAGAAGCUGCUCAGGGAUCGCUACGUGUCCAGCUUCCAGUUUCGUCUCGACUUCAUCUCCAUGCUGCCCACUGACAUCUUGUAUUUGUACUACGGCCUCGACUACCCAGAGAUCCGCCUCAACAAGCUGCUGAGAAUCGGCCGCUUGAUGGAGUUCUUCGCGAGGACCGAGACUAAAACCAACUACCCCAACAUCUUCCGCAUCGCAAACUUGAUCAUGUACAUCCUCAUUAUCAUCCACUGGAACGCUUGCUUCUUCUUUUCUUUCUCCAAACACAUUGGUUUUGGCGCCGACGAUUGGGUUUACCCGGCUCUGGAUGACCCGGAUGAGCCCGCGUUCGGGGAGCCCAUGAGGAAGUAUUCAUUCAGCCUCUACUGGUCCACGCUGACUCUGACUACCAUUGGAGAAACUCCACCACCAGCCCUGGACUCAGAGUUUCUCUUCCACGUCGUUGACUUCUUAGUCGGGGUCUUGGUCUUUGCCACCAUUGUCGGAAACAUCGCCACCAUGAUCUCCAAUAUGAAUGCUGCACAAGCUCAGUUUCAAUCUCGGAUUGACAACAUCAAGCAGUACAUGCAGGUCCGAAAGGUCAGCAAGGAUCUUGAGCUGCGGGUCAUCAAGUGGUUUGACUAUCUGUGGAAUAACGGCAAGGCACAGGACGAGAGAGAAGUGCUGAGGUAUCUGCCAGACAAGCUGAAGGCUGAAAUCGCCAUCCAAGUCCACAUGGACACGCUGAAGAAAGUUCGUAUUUUUGCAGACUGUGAGGCGGGACUGCUGAUCGAGCUGGUGCUGAAGCUACGUCCACAGGUGUUCAGCCCCGGAGACUAUAUCUGCAAGAAGGGCGACAUUGGCCGUGAGAUGUACAUCAUCAAAGAUGGAAAACUGGCGGUUGUUGCUGAUGACGGUGUCACGCAGUUUGUCGUGCUGGGGAGCGGCAGCUAUUUUGGUGAGAUCAGUAUCCUGAAUAUCAAAGGCAGCAAAGCAGGCAACCGGCGAACAGCCAACAUCCGCAGCAUCGGAUACUCAGACCUCUUCUGCCUGUCCAAGGAUGACCUGAUGGAGUCACUUUUAGAGUAUCCAGAUGCCAAGGGGAUGCUAGAGGAGAAAGGCAGGCAGAUCCUGAUGAAAGAUGGGCUGAUAGACUUGGACCCAGCGAACAUCAUGCCUGAGGCCAAGGAGCUGGAGGAGAAGGUCAAUAGACUGUACAGCACGAUGGAGCUGAUGCAGAGCAAGCUGAAGAAGAUUCUGGGAAAAUACAAGGUAACUGACAAGACUCUCAGGUGUCGCAUCACCGACCUGGAGCGCCAGACGGGAGAGGAGGUAGAAGACGAGGAUGAAGAGGAAGAAGAGGUGAAGAAGGAAGAGAAAGAGGCAGAGGGAGAGAAGAAGGAAGAAGAGAAAGGAGAUGAGGAGGAAAAGGGGGAAGAGGAAAAAGGUGAGGAGGCGAAGGAUGAAGAAGGAAAGGGCGAGGAGGCACAAGAGGAGGAGAAAAAAGACGAGACUACAGAGGAAGAUAAAAAAUAA
Acanthopagrus latus (yellowfin seabream) is the source of this 2061-nucleotide messenger RNA. RefSeq names its product cyclic nucleotide gated channel subunit alpha 1a (gene cnga1a). The record is from RefSeq and is a predicted model, not a curated record. Lineage: Eukaryota; Metazoa; Chordata; Actinopteri; Spariformes; Sparidae. Gene Ontology annotation, biological process: potassium ion transport; monoatomic cation transmembrane transport. The coding region runs from base 1 to 2061 and encodes 686 amino acids. The transcript is spliced from 7 exons. Gene Ontology annotation, molecular function: intracellularly cGMP-activated cation channel activity; cGMP binding; protein-containing complex binding. Gene Ontology annotation, cellular component: intracellular cyclic nucleotide activated cation channel complex; plasma membrane.